UUUGAGGAUCCCUGCUCUAGAGUGUCUGUUUUCAGAGUUUCUGCAGGUCUGAGGAAGGUGCUGAUGGGCAUGUUCCCUCAGGUGGAGGAGGACAUCAGUGUGUUUCCUCUGAUGGACGAGGAGCAGAUGGACUAUGAGCUGGUGAAGGCCUUCAUGGCGGAGGUGCGUCAGUAUCUGCGCGACCUGAACCUCAUCAUCAAGGUGUUCCGCGAGCCCUUCACCUCCAACACCAUGCUGUUCUCCCCUCACGACGUGGAGAACAUCUUCAGCCGGAUCGUGGACAUCCAUGAGGUGACGGUGAAGCUGCUGGGGCUGAUCGAGGACACGGUGGAGAUGACGGACGAGGGCAGUCCUCACCCGCUCGUGGGCAGCUGCUUCGAGGACCUCGCUGAGGAGCUGGCCUUUGACCCCUACGAGACGUACGCACAGGAUAUCCUGCGCAGCGGCUUCCGCGAUCACUUCCUGAGUCAGCUGUCCAAACCCGGAGCGGCCAUCUACCUGCAGUCCAUCUGUGACGGCUUCAAAGAGGCGCUGCAGUACGUGUUACCGCGGUUACUCCUCACGCCGCUCUACCACUGUCUGCAUCACUUCGAGAUUCUAAAGCAACUGGAGGAGAAGAGUGAGGAUGAGGAGGAUAAAGAGUGCUUGAAACAAGCCAUUACAGCCCUACUGAACCUGCAGAGCAGCAUGGAGAGAAUCUGCUCCAAGAGCCUCGCCAAGAGACGCCUCAGCGAGUCGGCGUGCCGCUUCUACAGCCAGCAGAUGAAGGGCAAACAUCUGGUCAUCAAGAAGAUGAAUGAGAUCCAGAGGAACAUCGACGGCUGGGAGGGCAAAGACAUCGGCCAGUGCUGCAACGAGUUCAUCAUGGAGGGGACGCUCACGCGGGUCGGCGCCAAACACGAGCGCCACAUCUUCCUGUUCGAUGGCCUCAUGAUCUGCUGCAAGUCCAACCACGGCCAGCCGCGUCUGCCGGGAGCCAGCGCCGCCGAGUACCGGCUCAAAGAGAAGUUCUUCAUGAGGAAGGUCCAGAUCAAUGACAAGGACGAUAAGGAGGGCGAGUACCGGCACGCCUUCGAGAUCAUCCUGAAGGAUGGGAACAGCGUGGUGUUUGCUGCUAAAUCUGCGGAGGAGAAGAACGGCUGGAUGGCGGCGCUGAUCUCGCUGCAGUACCGCUCCACGCUGGAGCGCAUGCUGGACACGGCCAUGCUGCAGGAGGAGAAGGAGGAGCAGAUGAGGCUCCCCGGGGCCGAGGUGUACCGCUUCGCCCAGCCCGACUCUGAGGAGAACGUCGUGUUCGAGGAGAACGUCCAGUCCAAAUCCGGCAUUCCCAUCAUCAAAGCCGGAACGGUGCUGAAGCUCAUCGAGCGGCUGACCUUCCACAUGUACGCUGAUCCCAAUUUCGUCAGGACGUUUUUGACCACGUACCGAUCAUUCUGUAAACCUCAGGAGCUGCUGGAUCUGCUCAUGGAGAGGUUUGAUAUUCCCGAACCUAAACCCAUAGAAGCGGAUCAGAUGGCCAUGGAGAACGGAGACCAGCCGCUGAGCGCAGAACUCAAACGCUUCCGCAAAGAGUUUGUUCAGCCUGUACAGCUCAGGUACACACACACGCACACUCACGCUCACACUCACACCCACACUCAUAGGGCGGUUCAGCCGUCAGAGCUGGUGGGCAGCGUUUGGACUAAAGAAGACAAAGAGAUCAACUCCCCGAACCUGCUGCGAAUGAUCCGCCACACCACCAACCUCACGCUGUGGUUCGAGAAGUGCAUCGUAGAAACGGAGAACGUGGAGGAGCGCGUGUCCAUCAUAUCGCGCAUCAUCGAGAUCCUGCAGGUCUUUCAGGAGCUCAAUAACUUCAAUGGCGUUCUGGAGGUGGUGAGCGCCAUGAACUCGUCGCCCGUCUAUAGACUCGACCACACCUUCGAGCAAAUCCCGAGCAGACAGAGGAAGAUUCUGGAGGAGGCUCAUGAACUCAGUGAAGAUCAUUAUAAAAAAUAUCUGGCUAAACUCAGGUCCAUCAACCCCCCCUGUGUGCCCUUCUUUGGGAUUUAUUUAACAAACAUUCUGAAAACUGAGGAGGGAAAUCCAGACUUCCUGAAGAGACACGGCAAGUUACAUUUUGGUUUCCUCUCACAGCCGAAGAAGUACAGCUGUCCUCUGAAGUCUCCGGGGGUUCGCCCGUCCACCGUCCGCCCGGGAACCAUGCGGCACCUGACGCCGCUGCAGAACGAGCCCCGGAAGAUCAGCUACAGCCGCAUCCCAGACAGCGAGACGGAGAGCAGCAUCGCUUCAGCGCCCAACUCGCCCUGCACACCGCUGACACCUCCACCAGCCUCCACUGCAUCCAGCUCCACCGAGAUCUGCAGCAUCUUCGACUCUCCACAGCCACCCUCCAGCCCCUUCCACUCCAGAUCUUCUUCAGUGUCAUCGAUGAUGAGUUUCCUGCAGAACGACGAGCCUCCCGUUCCUCCGCCCAUCCCGCCGCGCCGCCGGCCCGAAUCCGCCCCCGCCGAGUCCUCGCCCUCAAAGAUGAUGUCGAAGCACCUGGACAGUCCUCCGGCGAUCCCGCCGCAUCAGCCCACCUCCCAGGUGUACUCGCCCCGUUACUCGCUGACGGAGCCGCCCGAGAGCCCGCCCACCCUGCCGCCGCGGGAGCCGGUGCAAACACCAGACGUCUUCUGCAGCUCCCCGCUGCACCUGCAGCCACCUCCGCCGGGCCGCCGCUCCGAGCCCAGCCAGGCCUUCUUCCCGCCGCAGACGCCCUCGCCGCUGGGCCCGCGUAAACACCCGCCCUCCUCCCCGCUGCCACCCGCUCUGGACUGUGAGCCGCCGCUGGGAGUCUCCGGGCCGCCCGUCCCGCCGCACCACAGCACCUCACAGUCACCCAUCCCCAAACUCCCUCCCAAGACCUACAAGAGAGAGUCGGUCCACCGCGACGGGCCACCGCUGCUGGAGAACGCAAACCCAUCAUAACCUACACGAAAGCAACAUGUGCCCUUAAAGAGAAAAAGAGAAAAUUAGGAUUCUGUUCGUUUCCUCUCCCUCGAGCUGCUCCAAACCUGUACGAGUGUCUUUCUUCUGUUGAGCACAAAACAUAUUUUAA
Messenger RNA from Sinocyclocheilus grahami, 3103 nucleotides. RefSeq names its product son of sevenless homolog 1-like. Gene Ontology annotation, biological process: Ras protein signal transduction. The record is from RefSeq and is a predicted model, not a curated record. The coding region runs from base 64 to 2973 and encodes 969 amino acids. Gene Ontology annotation, molecular function: guanyl-nucleotide exchange factor activity. The transcript is spliced from 17 exons. Gene Ontology annotation, cellular component: plasma membrane. NCBI's taxonomy places the organism in Eukaryota, Metazoa, Chordata, Actinopteri, Cypriniformes, Cyprinidae.